GUUUUGCAAAUGCACUUGACAAUACUGUUCUUGCAAGAACUAUUCCAGAACACCUGACCUUCGUGUCUUAAAAUAACAACUGACUGUUUUUUGUUGUCAUUACAUAUGGAUUACUUAAGUCCAUGUGUGUUAUUUCAUAGUUUUGAAAUCUCCAGUAUUGUUCUAGAAUGUAGAAAAUAAAUCCCUAAACAAAAAGCAUUGAAUUAGGUGUGUCCAAACCCUUUGACUGGUAGUGUGUGUGUAUAUAUAUAUAUAUAAUGUGUGUGAAAUGCCAGAAAAUCCAGCUGUGUGUGUAAGGGGGGGACAUCAGAAAAGCCAGCACAGUGUGCAUGUGUGUGUGUGCGUGUGUAUAGAGUGCAUAUCUGGGUUUCCUCUGGGUACUCCAGUUUCUUCCCCCAGUCCAAUGGCACGUGUUGUAGGCUGAUUGGCAUCUCGAAAUUGUUCGUAAUAUAUGAAAGGCUUUGUGUGUGAUUGCACCCUAUAAUUGGACGUCCUCUACCCAAAGACCUUUGUGACAGGAUAAGCUCUGUGUAGGAUAAAAUGUACAGAAAAAGAAUUGAUGGGUGAAUUAAAUUAAAUCUAUUUGAAUGUUUAGUAUGCUGUGUCUGGCCACUCAUUUACCCUACAAUGCAGAAACAUUACUGUCUCAUCAUAGCCAGGCAUCUCCAUUUCUAAGAGAAUUCCUACCAGGUGUAGAUCAUUUUUAAAUAGAGAUGUAACUCCUCAGGUUUCCACACGAUUUCAUAAUAUUUCACUAUUUGAUUUUUAUUGUUUUAUUUUAAUCCAUAGGGGAAUGAUUCGGUACUUAACAAUACAACAGAAUCUUCCAUGACAAAUAUGAUGCAGUUCAAUUUAGUAACAAAUAUUUGAAUAACACUUAUUUCCAGAAUCUUGGUUUAUGCUACAAUUUAUUUGUAAAUGAUAAUGACAACAAAUGCUGAGCAAAUCACCUUGCUUGCCUUUUCUAGUCUUUUUCAAUAAUAACCGAUUUGUCGUCUAUUAUUUAUUUAUGAUUGUCGCUCCAAAUCAUUGAAAUCAUCCAGCUUGCCCUACCCUUGAUGUAAAGUACCUGAAGAACCUUUUUGUUGUUAAAUUACUCCACUUUUGUAAGCUUUUGUAAUUUCUACAUUCCAUAUUUCUCAUAUAAAACUGAUGUCCCCUAUGACCUGUCUUUCAAACAUUAUUACGAAUCUAACAGGGGUGUUUUAAUGACAAUUCCCUCUGUUCAUUAUUCACCUCUAAGCGUAAACUGACCCAAGCUAUCUCAACAAUGUUAGCCUGCCGACGUGCCUUUGGUGGGUAAGAAUAGCCUCACAAUGGAGCUCAUGUCUGUGAUUUUCUGUUGUCUGAGAACAGUUGUUGUCUAAGCAAGAGAAUAGGUAAGAUAAGAAGCAGAGGCAGGAGACUAGGCUAGGCCACUCAGUUUCAGUCUGUUUGUAAGGAGCGGUUGCAGUUCUGAUGGACCUGUGGGACGCUCAGCUGGAGUGAAAUUCAGAGGCAGUGUCUUGUCUAGUGAGCUCUGGACCUGGAGUCAUGGGGAGGCAAGGAGCCUCGGAGGCUGUCUUCAUCAUACUGAAUUAUAACACCACUAUUGUGGGGAAGGUCUGGCUGGUUCUAACGGUCUUCCUGCGUAUAUCAGUCUUGUUCUUGGCUGGUAAUCCGCUCUACCAGGACGAGCAGGAGAGAUUUGUAUGUAACACUAUCCAGCCUGGCUGUGCCAAUGUGUGUUACGAUAUAUUUGCCCCCCUGUCACUGUUCCGCUUCUGGCUGGUCCAACUUACCUCCAUUAUCCUGGUUCAUGUUGUGUUUAUUGUCUAUGUGAUCCACAAAGUUACACCCAGCCUACCUCGUCCUGAUGCAUCUAACAGAAUGAAGUUUAGGUCUUUCUAUAAGAUUAAACAGGAACCUUUCCAUGAAACAUCUCUGCCAAAGUCUAGUGUAAAAGCAGGUAUGAGAUGGCUGCCUUGUUUCGCAGGAGUCUACGUCUUUCAACUUUUGGUCCGGAUCCUUCUAGAAGCUGGUUUUGGGGCAGCGCAUUACUAUCUGUUUGGGUUCUACACCCCAAAACGCUUCAUCUGUCAGCAUGCUCCUUGCACCACCAUGGUGGACUGCUAUAUAUCCAGACCCACUGAAAAGACCAUCAUGCUGAAUUUCAUGCUGGGGUUGGCUGCCCUGUCCCUCCUUCUGAGCCUGUUUGAUCUCAUCUGUACCAUUAAGCAGUCGGCAAGGCAUAGGAGCAAGAAGAAGAUGAUGGUGGAGAACAUGUAUGAGGAGGAAGGAUACUUUCUGGCAGAAAGUGGAGCCACUGGGGUCGACUUUGGUGACCCCGAACAUCAAGCCUUUCUGGUCAAUGGAAGCUUCCGUAAGAGAAUUAGCAAAGCUUGCAUGGGUAAUGAUGCCUCCAUGCAUUUAGAAGGCAAAGGUCAUCCAGGUAUCCCUUGUGGAGGAGUCCCUGUAGGUAUAAAUCUUGGUGUACCCAGUACUAUCGGGGGUAACGGAGCUGGUUGUUACCCAGUCGUGGGGGACGAGGUAACAGAGCGAGAGGGCAGUGAGGUGGCACUGUGUCCAUCUGAGCCAGUAGGCACACCCAGGUCCAUACGAGUUAACAAGCGUAGUCGCCUCAAACCCAUGCCGCCUCCCAGACGGGACAAGCCACCAAGCGAAGGGCUGCUGGAUAGUUCUGGACCAGUGACGGCUUGUGAAACGAUAUCAGGACAGUACAUGUUGGGGGAUAUAAGUACUGACAGUGACCUGAUGUCCACUGGGGGAGACGGAUAUGAAAAAAGGUCAGAAUGGGUGUGAGGGUCUGGAUCUCAUUGGAUCUUAAUCUUAUUGGAGGCACAUUGGGGUUUACACCAAAACAAAAUGCAUUCAAAGACAGUUGAAAAGGUUAUUUUGUUCUGAGCGACUAAUGAAAUGUCAUUAAACAAUAAAAUCCUGAUAUCUUUGACCUUUGGAUAAGAUGGGACCUUGAAAGGCUGUCACUUUUGUUUUGAAGAAUUUACUCAAUUAUGCAAAUGGUACAUUGUAUGUUUGAAUAGUGAGGGACCAGAAACAAAGGUCUUAAAAUGUUUGAAGACAAGGUGACUCUAGGUAGCUCUUCUGUUUUGAAGUCUCUGUGGAAUGCUACCCUUUGCAGCUCAGCCACGACCUUCACAUCCACCUGUUGCUUCUGUUUGUAUUAGCCCACACGGCUUCUCUAAACACUAAACGGAGGUCAUCCUUGACAUGUCUUGACCUGGCUGUGUGCGUCACGCUGAGAGAUCAUUCUAAAAGCAUGUUGGUGAAGUCCACCAAUGGCCUAUAAAGGUUGAAACUGACAUACAGUCCCCAAACUGAAGAAGACCGAAUUAGCGAUCAACAAUUGUGUUGUACCUAGUCCAUACAAACUUUUUCUUUCAUUAUUAGCAUUGAUAUGUGACAUUUUCUUUUGAGACCAGUGAAUAUGUCUAGAUACUAAAGACCAGGAAUCCCCCAGCCUGAGUGCCAGGCAGAACAAUUAACGUCAAAGCCUGGAUUUAUAUUUAUGGAGGCGGCUUGUCACAAUAUAUUCAAAGACCCAAAGGGAUUUGAGGCUGGAACUUUAGAGCAUAUACAAACACUUAAAAUAGUGCACCACAAUCCAAUGAAACAUGAGAUCUGAUGACGCCUGACACAACGCAACCUCUCGGUACUUUUCACCUCUAUAGCUAAAUUAACUUCAGCCUGCUGCUGUCAUCCUCCUGUCUUCUGUCCUCGGUCAGACCACUGGUUCAUGAGGAUUGGCUAGCGUUGAGCUUGAUUGAGACUACGUAAAUGACACCUCAAUUUUCCCAUCACUCUGAAAACGACUCAACUCAUUGUGCUCUAUAUACAUAUCCAAAAUUACAUCAGAUUUUUUAUCUUAAUUCAUGGUUAUAUUUUACCACAGAAGAACCAGUAAUGAAUACAGGAACUGUAAAGAUGUCCAUUUGCUUGAAUUUUGUGUCUUUGAAUUGAUUUUUUGGUUUGUUAUAAUGUAAUGGAAAAUUGUGGUACAGAAUAAAUCAGUCUAUAAUUUAAAAAAAUAUGGUUGGUUCGUUCAUAUUCUUUGAAAAUACUUUUGGAAGCCAUCCAUCUGUUAAGCCAGGUUUAGCGUUCGAGCUUUUUAAGCUUUGGCUUCUGAGAUGUUUUAGCACUUUUUUAUACAAAUGAAUAGAAAUGGGGAAAAAAUACAUAAUAGCCAUAAACUGCCAUUCCCUCACCAGCCUCUUUGAAUCAAAAAGACUUUCCCACAUCUGAUUAACUUUAUUUCCCAGAAGCCAAAAAAUGGAAUUUGUGCCUGUUUUGUUGUCUUCAGCACUGAAUUCACAUAACACUAUACACAUGCUGUAUCAACAUCACACAAUUGUCACCCAAAUGAGGAUGGGUUCCCUUUGAGUCUGGUUCCUCUCAAGGUUUCUUCCUCAUACCAUCUAAGGGAGUUUUUC
Molecule: messenger RNA, 4448 nt
Organism: Hemibagrus wyckioides
Lineage: Eukaryota; Metazoa; Chordata; Actinopteri; Siluriformes; Bagridae
Gene: gjd4
Product: gap junction protein delta 4
Exons: 2
Coding region: 1534-2802 (422 amino acids)
Biological process (GO): cell communication
Cellular component (GO): connexin complex
Source: RefSeq, a predicted model, not a curated record